Ochlerotatus camptorhynchus is the source of this 1213-nucleotide messenger RNA. RefSeq lists its product as uncharacterized. Lineage: Eukaryota; Metazoa; Arthropoda; Insecta; Diptera; Culicidae. Bases 103 to 858 code for a protein of 251 amino acids. The record is from RefSeq and is a predicted model, not a curated record. The transcript has 4 exons. Gene Ontology annotation, biological process: superoxide metabolic process. Gene Ontology annotation, molecular function: copper ion binding.
GCAAUAACUUAAUCCCACAAAUGUUAUAACCACCCGAUUGGAUACUGGUUUGUAUCAGUGGCUGAGAGAGAUCAAGAGAUCGUUUGGAGCGGUUUAAAUUGAAUGUGCACUCGUUCGGGGCUCGGCAGCUUAAAUCAUUCGUAUUUCAGACUUUGUCGUGUUCAGUUGUGUACUUCAAUUCUAUUCUAUAGUUUUUUAGUUAAAAAUCUAAGUGUUCAAACUAGAAACAUGAAGGUGCUAAUCGUUUUGGCGUUUGUGGGCUGUUUUGCCUUAGCAAAAGCUGAGCAAUCCAAAAAAGCGGUCGUUUUUAUGCAAGGUACUUCCGGUGUAUCUGGUAAUGUAACUUUAUCGCAACCAUCAUGCACCGAACCAGUCUUUAUCGAAGUGAAUAUCAUCGGACUGACCCCCGGAAAGCACGGUUUCCACAUUCACGAGAAGGGUGAUUUGAGCGACGGAUGCACCAGCACGGGUGGUCAUUACAAUCCAGAUAAGGUAACACAUGGUGGUCCGAACGAUCAAGUGCGUCACGUUGGUGAUCUCGGAAAUGUUGUAGCCGAUGAGAAUGGAAUUGCAAAGACGUCGUUCUCCGACACGGUCGUAUCGCUGUACGGAUCUUACAGCGUUCUCGGUCGUGCCUUUGUGGUUCAUGCUGGAGUUGAUGAUUUUGGAAAAACCAACCACCCUGAUUCUCUCAAGACUGGAAACGCUGGUGGACGUCUUGCCUGCGGUGUCAUUGGAAUCCUCACACCUUUCGAUGAACCUGAGGAAGCUUGCAGCAGCGGUCUACUGGCAAAGCCGGUAAAGGCUUUGGUUGGCUUUUUAAUUAGCUUUUUCAUCGUACGUGCCCUUGGAAACUGAUUGUCCACGCUAGAAAAGGACAUCAAUCUUCAGUUACAACGACGCUGUCUAUAAGCUUUUGCCGCCAUUAAAACGAAUGACAGGUGGUUCAAUGAACUGUAUAAUUUCCGAAAAUUUACCACCCACUAGAAGAACCAUCUUAUGACUGUUUGAUUCAGCUACGAAAUAUCCAUGGUCAAAGGAAUGAAAUCGCAUUAAGUGGUUUUUCGCGUGAAAGAAACAUUCAUCUUUUUUCUUUUUUCCUUUGACGCUGUGUAUGUAUUUAUAUAUUAUGUUAUACCUGAUGCUCUGUGCCUUAUUUAAUUCCAAUGUAAAUAUUUCGUUUAAUUUGUAAAGAAUGGUUCUUGUUGUGCUU